AUGGGGCUUCAGUGGCUCCCUUCCUUACAGGUCUUGUUUACCUUCUUGCUCUUUCUGAUUUUGGUGCUGAAAAUAGGAAGAGAUGCAAAACCAAUUACUCUGCUUCAAAUCUAUCCCCCAAGGCCAUGGAAGCUACCAUUCAUAGGAAACAUACAACAGCUUAUUGGCUCUCUACCUCAUCAUGGACUGAGAGACUUGGCCAAGAGAUGUGGACCUCUUAUGCACCUACGGCUUGGAGAAGUUUCCACCGUUGUAGUUUCAUUACCAGAGUUUGCUAAAGAGUAUUACCGACGAAUUCGUGAAGACGAAGUAGUGAAUCUCAUUAAAUGGGUUUCUUUAAGAGCAAGAUCACCCAUCAAUCUUACAGAGGAACUUUACUCAUCGACAUAUAGCAUUGCUUCACAUGCAGCUUUUGGUAAAACAACCAAAGAUCAUGAAGGAUUCAUAUAUGUUGUGAAGAAAGCUAUGAAUGUGGCAGGAGGCUUUGAUCUUGCUGAUGUGUUUCCUUCUGCUCAUUUGCUUCAUCUUAUAAGCGAGAUGAGGCCUAAACACCCCCCUAGCAAAUUGGGCAAUGUCAGAAAUGAUAAUUAA
Messenger RNA from Prunus armeniaca (apricot), 591 nucleotides. The record is from the annotation of a GenBank genome assembly. NCBI's taxonomy places the organism in Eukaryota, Viridiplantae, Streptophyta, Magnoliopsida, Rosales, Rosaceae.